AUGGAAGGCUGGUACACACAGCUCAAACGCAACACUUUAAAGGAAUUACUGGAGGUCCAUGGAAGGAGUGCCAGCAACAAAGCCAAGCGGGUCAUCAUUGCUGAAUUAAUGGAGCUGGACCGGGGGAACUUGGCUGCGGCAACAUCGACAGUUCGGGAAAAUGAAUCACCGACCAACAAGGAGAUUCGGGAAAGGCUGGCAUGGUUCAGGUUAAACCCAACCGCCGAAAUCAUCCUGCAGGUGAUGAACCUUGUAACAGAGGAGGCAAAACAAAAGGCACAGCUAGAGCUGCAGAUAAGGCUGGCUGAAACCCAGCGAACAGCA
Pelobates cultripes (western spadefoot toad) is the source of this 324-nucleotide messenger RNA. The record is from the annotation of a GenBank genome assembly. NCBI's taxonomy places the organism in Eukaryota, Metazoa, Chordata, Amphibia, Anura, Pelobatidae.